Messenger RNA from Caenorhabditis remanei, 429 nucleotides. RefSeq lists its product as uncharacterized. The record is from RefSeq and is a predicted model, not a curated record. The coding region runs from base 1 to 429 and encodes 142 amino acids. NCBI's taxonomy places the organism in Eukaryota, Metazoa, Nematoda, Chromadorea, Rhabditida, Rhabditidae. The transcript has 3 exons.
AUGGAAGUAGCGUGGAUUUGUCGAUAUUCAAAGCUUCGACAAUUGCAGCUCUGGCAAAAUAUGACGGAGAAAUCGGUUGACAACCGGGAAAUAAAUCCACAAGUUGUUCUCGAAUCAUUUUUUGCACAACAACUGGAUAACCGACGAGAUGAACGACGUGAUUCUGUUUGUCGAUUCUCAUCAAUCCUUGUUGAGCCAAGUACUGAGCAUGUUCUGAAAUAUAAAAUUAAGAGGUGUCUGUUUUUUGCCAGCAUGAUGAAUAAGAUUUGGAAGACUGAUCCGUCUGUUCGAACACAUUUCUCAAAUCCACCAGUGGAUCGACCACGUGAACAUCUGAACCCCCUACAAAUCGAGCAGCCAAAUGAGACAUUCUGGCUAGUUGUCGAUAAGGAAUCAUCUUUAGCUGCAAUUAAUUCUGAAAUUCCAUGA